GAGGCCUGAUUUCUUGCAGGGCGUGCGGCGGCAGCGCAUGCGGGUUCUCUCCUUCCCCCCUUCCUCUCCCUCUCUCCGGACAACACCCUCUUCCCUUCUUGCACCCUCGUUGUUGUUAGAUUAGAGUACCAAUAUAUAGUUCCCCACAUCGGCCAGGAGCCCAGGAAUCCUCGCAUCCCGACAUCCGAUUUCUCUCCCUCUCCCUCCCUUCCCUUCCUCUGCUUCCGGGGAGGAGGAGAGGAAAGAGACGAAGGGCGCGCCGGGAAGGAGGACCAGGAGGGGAGGCACACAACGCUUCCUCUUGCACGCGGGAGUCCUCAAGCCUCCUCCUUGGCCUUGGCUCCAAUUCGGGGUGCCAUAACACGACCUCUGCCGGCGGCCGGCCACCGGCACCCAUGUCGCCCUUCUACCUCGCUCGCGGUGCUUCCAAGCUAGUGAGAAGGAUUACCUCGGAGACAUCAGUCGAGCUCAAGAUUCUCUCUGAAAAAUGGCGGCUUCUCCUCGCUGGCGUCAUUUUUCAGUACAUUCAUGGUUUGGCCGCUCAUGGGGUUCAUUAUUUGCACCGGCCGGGGCCCACCCUUCAAGAUCUUGGCUUCAUGAUUCUUCCGGAGCUUGGGAAAGAAAGGGGUUACAUCAGUGAGACAUUGUUUACGUUCAUCUUCCUCGCCUUUGUGUUGUGGACAUUUCAUCCUUUCAUCCUUCAGACUAAACGCUUCUACACUGUUCUGAUAUGGCGCAGGGUACUUGCAUUCUUAUGUGUUUCUCAGUUUCUUCGAAUAAUAACAUUCUAUGCAACACAGCUUCCAGGACCUAAUUAUCAUUGUCGAGAGGGCUCACAUCUGGCUAGAUUACCACCACCCCAGAAUGCAGCUGAGGUCUUCCUGAUUAAUUUCCCAAGAGGAGUGAUUUAUGGAUGUGGUGACUUGAUAUUUUCAUCCCACAUGAUUUUCACCCUAGUUUUUGUCAUUACAUACCAGAAAUAUGGAAGCAUGAGGUUUUGUAAGAUGCUUGCUUGGUGCGUGGCUAUUGUUCAGAGUCUUCUUAUUGUAUCUUCUCGCAAGCAUUACAGCGUUGAUGUUGUUGUUGCAUGGUAUACGGUGAAUUUGGUGGUCUUUUUUGUGGAUAAGAAGCUUACAGAACUUCCUGAUCGAUCGGUGGGGUCCACAUCAAUACUUCCUCUGAGUGCAAAGGAUAAAGAUACCAAGUUGAAAGAAGAAAAUACGAGAUUGCUGAAUGGUAACUCUAUGGAUUCAGCUGAUCGGAGACCACGAACACAAAUGAAUGGAAAGCAAAUUGAUAAUGAAAGCCAAGUUGAUAGUGAAACUGUGAAAGCAUGAUAUACUCUGAUGGAGGGGGUUUUGUUUGCUAAAAGCUGUUCAGACAGCUAAGGCCCUGUUCGUUUGUUACGGAUUGAUGGAUCGGAACGAUUCCUAAUCGGAUUGCUUUAGUUUAUAUAAACCUCAGCUGGAACGAUUCCGGGGAUUGCUUCUCUAGUUUAUAUAAAUCUCAACGGGAACGAUUCUGGAUGUAAUUCUACACAAACGAACAAGGCCCAAAGAAGAAAUAUGGGAUGCCACGCGCUUUGGUGCCUAGCUCCUUGAUGACUUGAUGACAUAGCUACGAAGGAAAUAGCUUUACAUCUCGCUGUUCUAGGCAGCAGAAGUUUUGUUUGCACUUUGCAAAACUGUAUAUCCUUCUCAGCUGUCUCAUUGUAACCCAUUCUUUUUCUGGUUUCUUUCCUUUAUUUUCCAGCUUGGAGUUCAGAUUCUUUCUUUAUAUUAACUGUGAAUAGAUAGUACAC
This is a messenger RNA of Zea mays, 1801 nucleotides long. RefSeq names its product Phosphatidylinositol:ceramide inositolphosphotransferase 1. Gene Ontology annotation, cellular component: endoplasmic reticulum membrane; Golgi membrane; trans-Golgi network. Gene Ontology annotation, molecular function: ceramide cholinephosphotransferase activity; sphingomyelin synthase activity; inositol phosphoceramide synthase activity. The record is from RefSeq and is marked validated. NCBI's taxonomy places the organism in Eukaryota, Viridiplantae, Streptophyta, Magnoliopsida, Poales, Poaceae. Gene Ontology annotation, biological process: ceramide biosynthetic process.